This is a messenger RNA of Blepharisma stoltei, 1009 nucleotides long. Lineage: Eukaryota; Ciliophora; Heterotrichea; Heterotrichida; Blepharismidae. The record is from the annotation of a GenBank genome assembly.
AUGAUAAGAGGAUAUUUUCCUAUAUCUGACCACAUAAGCAACGCUAACCCUAGCUAUAUAUUUGAAUCGCUUAUAGGAGAAGGCAGCUUUGGCUGCGUUUACAAAGCAUAUGACCCUACAAACAAUCUAAGUGUUGCAAUCAAACGGUCCUUAAAAUCAGGCUGUAUGGUUUCUAGAGAGUUUUCAAUAUUAAAAGAGACUGUAAACUGUCCAAAUUGUGUAUCCUUUAUUGCUUUAAAUUUAAAAAAAAAUCAUUAGAAAAAUCCAUUUGCUAUAACUAAAUAAAAAAAUCAUAAAACUCCUCGAUAUUUUUUAUUCGGUCACAGACGAUAAUAAAUUUAUCCAACACCUCGUUUUCGAGUGUAUGCCUAAAAACCUUGCACAAUUUUUAGCAGAAAGAUGGAGCCUUGACCCUUUAAACGACUUUGAAAUCACUUCAAUAAUGAGGCAGCUUUUAAAAGGCUUAGAAUAUCUUCACAGUAAAAAUAUAAUGCACAGGGACAUAAAACCUCAAAAUAUUCUUAUUGACGAUAAUGACGAAUUUUACAAGGUAAAAUUAUGUGACUUUGGAAGCGCAAAAUUUGUGACUGGGAAAAACAUGCCUUAUGUAGUCAGCAGAUAUUAUAGAGCCCCUGAGCUAAUUCUUUUGAAUACAGAUUAUGGCACUGAGAUUGAUAUUUGGGCUGCUGGCUGCGUUUUUAUUGAAUUAUUCACAGGCUGCCCGAUUUUUCGAGGGGAUACUGAAGCUGACCAAUUUAUAAAAAUUGCAAAUAUUAUUGGCCCUCCUACAGCGACUGACAUGAAAAAUCUUACAAAAAGUGUCCAGCUCAACACAAAAAUGAUACAAAGAAUAAUCAAAAUAGGGAGAAAAAUCCAAUGAGUCCAUUUAUUUAAAAGAAGCCCAAAAGCUGAAGAAGCUUUUGAUUUAGCUCAAAAAAUGGUAUGCUGGGACCCUACAAAGCGAUUUACAGCUACACAGUGUUUAGAACAUCCUUUUUUCUUAAUUUAA